Messenger RNA from Eruca vesicaria subsp. sativa (arugula), 1113 nucleotides. Lineage: Eukaryota; Viridiplantae; Streptophyta; Magnoliopsida; Brassicales; Brassicaceae. The record is from the annotation of a GenBank genome assembly.
GAACCAGAGAGAGUGAGAGAGAGACAAAGGAAGUAGAAAAUAGAGAGUGGAGGAGGUUACUGGUGAGAGCUUGAAGAUGAUGUUUCCUAAGGAGAGAGAGAUAGGUAGCAGCAGUGGUUUGGGUCAGGGUGAAGUAGAUGUUGAGAACUUGAGCUUCUUGAAGAUUUUUCAGGGUGAAGACUUAUCCUCUGAAAGCAUGAGAGCAUUUCCUUACGACUUUAUAAGAAACGUCCCUGAAAACGACUACUCAACUAACAUGGUGAUAAGGACGCAAUGGGGAAUCUCAUGGGAAGUAAAAGUCUCAAUGAACCCAAGAUUCCACUACAUGGAGAAGCGUGGAUGGAACCAGUUCGUGAACGACAAUGCCUUGGGAGAUAAAGAGCUUGUUGCCUUCACUCACACAGGACUAAUGUGCUUCAAUGUCAACAUCUACGAUGAGAGUGGCAAGGAGGUUGUCACACCUAGGAGAAGGAGGGACCGGACAAUUGCUUCUUUAAGUGGGGUCAAGAAAGAAGUAAGGGAGAGCAGGAAGGCUGAGAAGACAGGAGGAGUCAGGAGCAGGAGAUUUGAAGGAGGCGGAACAUCCAAGAAGAAGAAGAAGAUGAAGAAUAACGUUGAGCAUACUGUUCCAGAAUUCAACAUCACCAUAACGAAGUCAUACCUCUGCUACCUGCCAAUCCCAAAACAUUUUGCUGAGAAACAUAUCCGCUAUGAGGAUGAGGUGGUCACCAUCCAUGACUCCAAUGGGAACCGUUCAUGGAUGAUGAUUUGCUUGAAGAAGGAGACAUGGUCAAGGUUUGCUAGUGGAUGGGCUGUAUUGGCAAGAGAGUUCCCUUUAUCAGUCGAUGACAUUUGUACCUUCAAGUUCAUCAACCCAACCGAGUAUCACCUUGUUGUCUCCGAGAAGGAGAUCAUGACUGACUGAUGAAUGAAAUGUGUUUAAGUGUCUUGCUUUCUUCUUAUCCUUAAAGACAACUUUGAUCACUUUAGGUGUUUGUGACAGUUUCUCUCUUAGCUAACGUUUAAUGUGUUUGUGUGGUUUUAAAGACUUUAACACAAUGUUGAUGAUUAGUUUCAUCUUUUGGAUUAUUAUUAAUAUCAAUGUUUCAGUAG